This is a messenger RNA of Mycosarcoma maydis (corn smut), 885 nucleotides long. RefSeq lists its product as uncharacterized. Gene Ontology annotation, molecular function: RNA binding. The transcript has 2 exons. Gene Ontology annotation, cellular component: nucleus; cytoplasm. The coding region runs from base 1 to 885 and encodes 294 amino acids. NCBI's taxonomy places the organism in Eukaryota, Fungi, Basidiomycota, Ustilaginomycetes, Ustilaginales. The record is from RefSeq and is a predicted model, not a curated record.
AUGUCGGUCGCAACCAAGAACCUAUUCGCCAUCCUUGGUGACGACGACGACGUCGCCGCCCCAAAGGCCGCUCCCGCUAAGGCUGCUGCCCCUGCCGCCACCCCUGCGCCCCAGCGCAACAUUCCCGGUGCCGGCAACCAGCGCCGCGGCGGUGCCCGCAACGGUGCCCCCCGUGCCGCUGCCGGUGCUGACGCUGUUGAGGGUGAGCAGCAAAAGGAUGCCCGUGCUGGCCGUCCCCGUAAUGGCGAGAGCCGCGGUCGUGGUGGCCGUGGCCGUGGUCGCGGUGCUCCCCGAGGCCGCGCCUUUGACCGUCACUCGCAGACCGACCGCGUCGACUCUCAGAAGGCUGUCGCCCAGGGUUGGGGCGGUGAGGACGGCAAGAAGGAGCUCGACAACGAGCAAAAGGCCGAGGCCGAUGCCCAGGCUGAAGGUGCUGAAGCUGGCGCCACUGCCACGCCUGCUGAGGCCGAGAAGGUGCCCGAGGAGGAGGAGGACAAGACCAUGACCCUCGACCAGUACCUCGCCGCCCAGGCUGGCAAGAAGCUUAACAUUGAGAGCAAGGCUCCCCGUGAGGUUGCCACCGACGACUCUGCCUACGCCAAGCUGACCAAGCACGAGAAGGAGGAGGCCGACUACUUUGCCUCGACCAAGACUCAGAAGGCUAAGACGCGCACCCAGAAGGAGGGCAAGCAGCUGCUCGACAUUGAGCAGACCUUCAACCAGCCCGCUGUUCAGCGUGGCGGCCGUGGCGGUGCUCGCGGUGGUGCUCGUGGCGGCGCGCGUGGCGAGCGUGGCGCUGGCCGCGGUCGUGGUGGCCGUGGUGGCCGUGGCGGCAACGUUUCGGUCAACCUUGCCGACAAGAACGCCUUCCCCUCGCUCGCCUAA